AUCUUUCCGCCUCUUUCUCUUCCAACUCAGCAUGGCGGGAAAAUAUUAUGUCUUUGCCGAAACGGCUUAUUCCGACGCGGCUUUUGAGCCAGGAUGACAAACCCGAGGAGGUGGAACUACCCAAAUUGCCUGUACCAACAUUGCAGCACACGAUGGUCCGUUACAGAGAGGCGCUGAAGCCGAUUUUGACAGCAGCGCAGUUCGAGACAUCUUGCACUUUGAUCAAAGCGUUCGAGGCUGAAAAUGGGCCCGGACCCAGAAUUCAGAAGGCGCUAUUAGACCGGAGAGAGCAAUUCGACAACUGGGCUUAUGAUUGGUGGUUGCAUGAUAUGUAUUUGAACAAUCAGAUAUGUCUGCCGGUCAACUCCAACCCAGGGAUGGUUUUCCCUCCGGAAUAUUUUUCGCAGUUGAGCGAUAUGGCUAACUACGCAGCUACAUUUGUUGGACAAAUGCUGAAACAUAAGGCUAUUUUAGACAGGCGAGCAUUACCGAUCGAGAGGGCAACAUCGCGUGAAAAAGGACAACCACUAUGCAUGGCGCAGUACUACAGGCUCUUAACAUCUUAUCGACGGCCGGGACUCCAAUGUGACCGACUUAUUUCAACUGAGAACUCUCCUCUGUACAAGGAUGAUCCUCAUGUCAUCGUCAUUUGCAAAAAUCAGAUGUAUCGUGUGCGAUUGAAGAAAUUGACCGACGGAGAAUUUUUAAACGAGAACGAACUAGCGGAUGAGUUUCAUGGAAUUCUACAAGAGUGUGAAAACUUGGAGCCCCAACUGCCAGUCGGAAUUCUAACAUCGCAGAGGAGAAAUAUUUGGGCGGAAAGCAGAGAAAUUUUGCUCAGUAAAGGUGCAGACAACGAAGAGAAUUUAAAUCUGAUCGAGGAAUGUGUGAUGAUAGUAUGUUUUGACAUGGAGGUGCUGGGCGAUCAGUUCAACAGCAGAUCGAACAUAAGCAGAAGCAAGUACAAAGCGGGCAACAGAGACGAAACGAACAUGAUGCACCAAAUGCUCCACGGAGGAGGAUUCGAGACUAAUUCUGGAAACCGCUGGUUCGACAAAACCAUUCAGGUCGUUGUGGGAAUGGAUGGGGUGUGCGGUUUGUGCUACGAGCACUCCCCUUCAGAGGCCGUGUCACUGCUUCAGGUCGUAGAGGACAUCCUAGAGAAGAGUCGUUCGGUUGAGGUCAAUUGCAGUCCCGUGCCCAAACAGCACAGCGCUCAACGAGAGAAACUCAACUGGGUCGUCGAUAGCGAGAUAGAGAAACACGUCAUCGAGGCCUCUAGAAUAUUCCAGGGGGUUGUCGAGGAUUUGGAUUUCUGUGUGAUGCGGUUUGAUGGAUAUGGUAAAAACUUCAUAAAGCAGAACAGCGUCAGUCCCGAUGUUUACGUUCAGCUAGCAUUACAAAUGACUUAUCACAGGUUGCACGGGCGACUAGUGGCGACUUACGAGAGUGCCUCGACCCGGCGCUUCGCUUUGGGUCGCGUGGAUUGCAUCCGUUCGGCCACGAGCGAGGCCUUGGAGUGGGCGUCUGCCAUGAACCUCGGUGAGGCCAUCGAUGAGGUCGAACCCAACAUCAGUGACCCCCUUCAGCCAACCAAGAGGGUCUCUUUCAAGCUCUGCGAUGACAAACAAAAAUUGGAAUACUUCGAUCGAGCGGUGAAAAAACAAACUGAAGUCAUGAUUGAAAAUAUCCUCGGCGACGGAAUCGACGUGCACUUACUUGGACUGCGAGAGCAAGCGAAACUCAUGAAAGAACCCACGGAUCUGUUUUUGGAUGAUGGUUAUAAAAUUGCGAACCACUUUGCUCUGUCAACCAGUCAGAUUGCGACAAGAACGGAUACUUUCAUGGGUUACGGACCAGUGGUGCCAGAUGGCUAUGGCGCAUCAUACAACCCUCGCUCGGACUCGAUAGUGUUCUGCCUGUCUGCAUUCCGCUCUUCACAGAUAACUGAUUCUUCUCAUUUUGCCAAUGCCCUUCAGGAAUCCCUCCUUCUUAUACAGCAACUCCUUAACACACGCCAAUCUUAAUUUAUAACUUCUCCCGAGUUUUAAAAAAAUAAUGGCCAGGGUUUAAGGUGGAGAUGCCAUGCGGACAAUAUGUGAGCAACAUCUAACCCUUAAAAAAAUCACAAAUCUGAUUCAGACUCUUGUUUUUGUUUUCAGUCAGUUGUCUAUUCACCUCGACAAUUUAAGGAAAGUCUAGUAAAACCAAUGGGUUUAUUUGUUAAAUUACCAAAACACGACUCUGAAAUUUUCCGUUGAGUUUUGAUAAAUGUUAUAAUUCAUUAAAUAUUAAAACAUGUCGUGGAUUUAAUUAAAGAAUAAGAUCUUUAAUUCACUCAAUGCCCCUGAAACGAAAUGUCAGAUUAUUUUGAUCACCGUGAAUGUUGAAUGAAAAAAUAUUCGUCGGUCAAACACAAACCUUCGUCUCCAAUUUCAUUGUUUAUCGAUGUUUUUAAUCGUUUAUUAUACCUAAGGCUAUUAAAACCUGCCAUUUUGGAAAAUACACAAAUUUUUGGAUUUAGGACUUAGCUAUGUCACGCCUCUGAAUAGAAGCAUAUUUUGUGCAAAUUUCCCCUUAUUAGGAAGUUUACUUUACUUGUCUGUGAUUUUCAUUGUUUUACUUUAAGUUAGCUUGUUUCUUUUUAGUCACGUAGCUACUCCUGAAUUAGGCUGGUAUAGUUUAUUUGAAUUCUUUACAUUUUAUUUUUGUUGUGUUUCUAGAUAUUUAUUGGUAUGAUAAUGACGAUAAAAAGUCAUUUGGUUCUGCUAUCCAAAUUCUCUACACUUUUUUUCUGUUUUUUGGCGUCCGUAUUUUUAUUUAUUAUUAAUUCUCAUUUGCUUCAUGAAUGAAUUUAAAAACUGAGAAACUUUAACGCGAAUAUUUAUUUAAAAAUUUAUCUGACACAUAUUUUGUAUCGUAUCUUGUUAUUAAUGAUCCCAAGUAAGCAGCUUGGCUAUCAAUAUAUCUGGACAAUAUGUAUUUUUCCAGCUGUUGUUUCUAGUCAAAUUAUACCCGGAAAUAUUCCGAGGGAAAAAUAGUAUUUUUCUUUACCUGUUCUAUUCUAUUGUCUCGAAAGUUACCGUUCUUGUUUCUUCUUUUUCUUAAGAUAUGCCCUCUAAAAUUCUAGUAUAAAAAUUUUACAGAAUUUAUAAAACGGCUCGCCACGUGACAGAAGCCAGCUGCAGUCACAUAUGACGGAUCUGAACGUUAUAAAUUACAACUUAUUGUAGUAUUUUGAUUGUAGGCACUUAUGAAAUUGCAGCUGAUCGUUUAAGUUUACAGCAAUUAUGAAUCGUGGGCCAUGAUUAAGAUAUUUAGAAGACGGGAACAGUUGUUGUAAUGUAUGUUCUAAUGUAUUGAGGGGCCGUUCAUAUUCAUUAAAUACAUUGGUAACGCUUUAAAUAGGAUGUCUUUACUCCCAUCCUCUUCUUUGAACGCACCUAUUUCAGCGUUGCAUAAUGCAACCCUCAGCUUUCCAUACCACACCUGUAACACAGGUUCAGAUCUCCUCCCUCCAGAGCGUUAUGUAUUUUAGGAAACGGCCCUUGGUUAUGAAAAAUGAGAGAGAAACGAUUUUUGUUUCAAUUGUCUAUUUUUAUGUUACGCGAAUAAAUAAAGUCUAUAGAGUAUUAAUUAGGGAAAAUGUAUUUUAAUCGUUGUUGGAAAUGAAAGAGUUUAUUAUUUUGUUGAAUAUGGAAAAGUUCUAGGUGCCAAUGAAAUGACUGACCUACGUCAAGUCAACCAUACUCCACUUGUUCUCAUAGAAAUCUGUUUUAAAAUUAGAUGAAGGAGAUAGAGCAGGGUGCGAGAGAAAUAUAAUUGUGAUUGUAUUGAAUGAGAAUGAAAAAAAUUGAUCUAAAUUUAGAAAGUUUCAAAAAUACAUAUCAGUAUAGAUGUGAUUAUUUUGUGCAUUUUAUCUUGUGAUUUUUGACGAAGUUACCAAAAUUAGCUAAAUUUACAUGAUGGAUGUUAAUGUUACCCUUUGCGUACUUGUAGGAAAUUUAGCCGUGACAGCACGAUAUAAUCGUAGCUCAUUGGUUUAUUUUUGGUCCAAAAUCUUCAACUAGACUCCAAACAAUAUAGUAGUCUUAAUAUUCUUUUUCUUUACGUAAAUAAAGACCACCAGAACGAAUGAAAUUGACCGUGGUCUAGAAUUUCUAGUUACCUCUAUGCGAGUUAGUUUAUGUAAUGAGAUUAUGUAAUUUUACACACAAAAAACGGAAAUAGCGCUUUCUUAAUUUUAACUGUUAGACUAUCUGGUGAUCAAGUUUUGAAACCCUUCAGUAAAAUUAUCAUGAAUAGAAACAUGUAGCCUAUGAAUAUAGAGUGCAAUUGUGUAAGGGUUGUAAAUAUGUUGUAAAACUAGAAAAGCAAUGUCUUGCGAUGUCUGAAAGGUAUCGCUCGUUUUCUACUCUUUCUCACUGAAAUCAACCAGUUUGUUUGAAUAAAUUCUUUGGCAAUUUUUUCCAUUUAAUAAAGCAGGUUUCUCAAAGACCCCAUCCGAACAUAGUAACGAUCGCAUCAUUGAACUUGCGGAAUAAACUUUUAGAUACGUAAUGUGAUGAAACAAGAAAAAAACAUGAAUGUGGUUAUUUCAUCGUCGAGGGUUUAUGGUUUCGUCGGUAAGAAGUGUAGUGAAAUUUGCAAAAUAUGUACAGCUUAAGAACAUCCUAGUUCUACUUUUUGAAUUCAACGCAAUCGACAAAAGUCACUUUUGCAUUGAGAAACUGCCUCUGAUACCUUAAAUCUCUUCUUAAGAAUAUGAAGAUCCGUGCUUUUCUAGUUCCUCAAUCUAAAUAUGCCUUAACAGGCAUUUAACACACGACUUGUCAACAUUGCACUAUAAUUAUACUCAUGACCUUUGCACUCGUUUUAGAAAGCCUUUUUCGUGUAACCUUUCUUGGUGAUACUUUGUAUGUAUUAUUUUUAAUGAAAAGAGGAAUAAACGCUGGUGGCAGGGAUUAGAUGAAUGAUAAUAAUAAGAGUUACAAUGAGCAUUUGUUUUGUUUCAUGCCACCUACCAUCGGAAAAAAGGCCUCAUUAAAGACGAUAUUUAAAAAUAAAGGAAAAGGUUCCUCGAAAAGGCCGAUGACCUGACAAAAUUUUCAAACAAAAUCUGUGUACUUACCGAUAGUCAAUGUAUGACCUUUGUUGUUGAUUUAGAGUCAUAUGCUUCUAAAGCGAAAAAUAAUUUCAGAUUCGAGUAUCUAGUUUAUGUUCCCGCUUAACCUAGUGAUUGAUUCAUUUUUUUAGAUGAAUAUUCAAUAAUAAAUUGUAGCAAAUAUUUUUAUGUUGA
This is a messenger RNA of Bemisia tabaci, 5299 nucleotides long. The record is from RefSeq and is a predicted model, not a curated record. NCBI's taxonomy places the organism in Eukaryota, Metazoa, Arthropoda, Insecta, Hemiptera, Aleyrodidae.